AUGCGAUGUGCUCAGCUAUCAGUCAAGAGAAACCUGAAUAGUCUGCCUUGGGCGCUGCUGGUGCUGCUCUUGCUGGCGGCUCUCGCGCUUCAGUUCGCGUCAGCAGCCGAGCAGGAUGAGAGCGCCAGCACAGAGAGCAAUGAGAUUAUACCACGUGAGGCCAUCCAGAAGCUGGACUACUCAGUGCGGCAGGCGCUGCUGCGUGCCAUAGACAAGCUGGAGCAGGAGGAGGCAGCCGCGGCCACAGCGACGCUGACUGUGACGGAGACAAUACCGGAGGAGGUGGGGUCGACGGCGCCGACAACUCAGCCCACGCCGCCAGCACAAGCACGGGAGCGCGAGGAGAUUCUGGAGGAGAGCACCAGUGCUGUGGACGCAGUGGUGCCAACCGUACAAUUCUACACGGCGACCUUUGACGAGCGCAAUGCGCAGGAGCAGUUGCUCUCCUCAUUCAUCGAUCGCUCCAAGCUGUGGAAGAAGACAACUCUGCGCAAGCAGAGCUCAAGUGCUCCCCCCUCCUCCUCCUCCUCCUCUUCGCCAGCGCCAUUGCCCAUUGAGGCGAAGACGUUGGAUGUGGGACCGGACAGCCGUCAGCUGACCCGCAGUGUGGGGAAUGGGGUCCGCACCAAUGAAAUCUCGCAUGAAGGCAGCAAUGAAAUCAAAUUUGAGAUACGCAACUCCAAGAAGGACACCACAGCACGUCCUGCCAGCAGCAGCAGCCUUAGGACGACAGCAAUACCAACAACAACAUCAACGACAACACCAAGGCCGCGCACCACACGCCGACGCACCACCACCACCACCACCACCACAACGACCACAACUACAACCACGCCGCGACCCACGCACAAUGAGGAUGGCGAGAACAUCGAGUUGGUCGACAAGGAGGACAUUCGCAUACAGGAAGCACCGCUGGUCACCGCCUUCACGGUGGAUCUGGACGAGCGCGGCACGGCCCAAAAGUUCCGUCCCAUUGUGCACAACAGCGCGCUCAACUAUCAGCAGCAACCACAGCAGGUGGCCCACAUUGGUCCCACCAUAACCAAGCUGAAUGUUCUCGAGGCCGUGUCGCCGCCAACGCCACUGCCCACGCAGUCAACCACAAUUACCGCCCAGACGACAACAUCGACCAGCUCCUCCACAGCACCACGCGCAACCACUCCAGGCUUGCUCAGCGCCACCACCAACAACUACAUCAAGCAGGAGCCAAUUGUAGGUCUAGCGCCCGUGAAUAACUAUCUAAUCGAACGUCAGCGCGCACUGGAACAACAGAUCUAUCAGCUCAAGUUGCAGGCUCAGCAGCAACAGGCAUUGAUUUUGCGCCAGCUGAAAAUACUGGAGGAGCAGAGUCGGUUCCAUGGAAACGGGGUUGUCGGUGGCAUUACCAGUACGCCGAUUGCACAGUCCAGCAAUCUGCAGACGACGCAGCAACAGCCCCUGCCGCUGCAGCAGAAACUAUUGCAAGCACCGCAGCAGCAACAGCAGCAGCAACAACAACAACAGCAACUGUCGCUGGAGGCAAUACAAACGCUGCAGCCUCCGGCACCGGGUUACACCAUAAGACCUUCAGUAGAAUUUAUACCCAGCACACAUACCAAGACCAUUGUCUAUCCCACAUAUCCAAUCGAGCAGCAAUUGCCGCUGCGCGAUGCGGUUGCGGGCAAUAAAUUUUCGCUGCACAAUGGCAAUAGCAACGGCAACGGCAACAGUAAUAACAACAAUAACAACUAUCAGAAAUUGGCAACACCAACGAAUGCAGUGCAACAAAUUUUCCAAAACUUGCAGCAAAAUUUGCAAAACGCAGCGGAAAAUGUAGCGGGCAAUAGUCCGACGGUCCAGCAGCCGUUGCAGCCUGGAGGCCAAUUCAGCUUCGCUCCCGCCCUCAACGCGCCCCCACAGCCGCUGGAGGCGGCAUUGGUGCAACCACUGCCGCAGCAUGGCUUUCAGCAGUUUCAACAGCAACAGCAACUGCAGCAACAACAACAGCAGCAACAGCUGGCCGUGCCAGCCUAUGUCAGCAAUGCGAUCUACCAACAACAGCAGCAACAGCAACAACAGCAGCAGCAGCGUGCGCGCCUCUUUCGCCAGGAAUCGGGCACGGCCAAUUUUGGCCUAAAUUCGAACGUGGAGAUACAGCCAAGCAACUCGUUUGACGCGCUCUUGCCACCGACCCUUGUCAGUCAACAGCAGCAGCAGCAACAUCAGCAUCAGCAUCAGCAGCAACAAAGCUUGGACAAUCAAAAUUUCUAUCGCCAGCAUUUGACGCCGCAAUUGAGCAGCCAAUUGCAGCAGAAUGCGCAGCAAUACUUGCAACAACAGCUGCAGCAACAGCAGCAACAAAAGGCGCCCGCCGCAAGCGGCAAUGUCAAUUCAGCUCUGAACCACGGCAUACCACCAUUUGCGUCACAAAAUCUGCACUUCAAUGUCGGGGGAGCCAGUGGCACUUUCUAGGCCCACCAACCAGCAUCUCUAUCACCCAGCACUAGCACUUGCACCACCACAAUCAGCACCACCAACACCACCACCACCACCACCGUCACAAAGAACAACCACCCAGCAGCACUCUGAGACAGACCCAAGAAAUUAUUGUCCCAGCACUUUUGCAUACUGCACUUGAAUGACC
Molecule: messenger RNA, 2623 nt
Organism: Scaptodrosophila lebanonensis
Lineage: Eukaryota; Metazoa; Arthropoda; Insecta; Diptera; Drosophilidae
Product: DNA N6-methyl adenine demethylase
Exons: 4
Coding region: 1-2451 (816 amino acids)
Source: RefSeq, a predicted model, not a curated record